Bathycoccus prasinos is the source of this 2934-nucleotide messenger RNA. RefSeq lists its product with no specific name. Gene Ontology annotation, biological process: negative regulation of DNA-templated transcription. The record is from RefSeq and is a predicted model, not a curated record. The transcript is spliced from 2 exons. Gene Ontology annotation, cellular component: nucleus. NCBI's taxonomy places the organism in Eukaryota, Viridiplantae, Chlorophyta, Mamiellophyceae, Mamiellales, Bathycoccaceae. Bases 1 to 2934 code for a protein of 977 amino acids.
AUGAAGAGAAUACUUUCUUCUAUUUCAGACAAAACCGCCGCUCAUUAUUUUAAAUCUGUGAGGCGUGCGUUUAUGUGCGUGUGUGUGUGUGACGCAUUCUUUUCUUUGAAGCGUGCGAGACGAAUCCCCUACUUCUUUCGCCCCCUCGGAGACAGACACAUCAUCAUGACGAACAAAAACAAGAACAAAAACAAGAACGAGAAUAACAUGAACAACUCGAAAGAAGAAACCGAAGGGAGGGACACGCCUCUCUCUUUAUACUCCGCGAUCGUCGGAGGGGAAGGGCAGGAUUUCGUGGCGACGACGCUGAGCACGAGCGCGCAGGUCGAAGCGGCGGUGCAAAAAGUCCAAUCCUCGUGCGCGUUAAAAAAUGCCUCCGGAUGCGAACAAUACCUCGGCUUGUUGGAUCAGUUGGAGAUUUCGCGACCGCUGGCGUAUAAAAACAUCUUGGACGACGCGUCGGAAGAAUUACUGACUAGGAUUAAAAUAGCACCGCAAGGAAAUUUAUUGAGUUUAUUGCAAGCCUCGUUCCCGUUUAUCGGCAUCGAGGAAUUGAAACGGAUCCCGUUGACUAUUCUCGAAAGAUUGAGUCCGGUGCCGGCGAACUAUUUGAAACUGAUAUCGAGGGAUUUGAGUAUUUUUAGGCAGUGCUCGUUGAAAGUGCAGAGACAGGUGUGGGCGAUGGAUAAGGGGACGCUGAGGAAAAAUUUGUCGAGCGUUUUAGAUUCGUACGGAGAGGAGAAGGAGGUUUUGAGGAGACACUCGUCCAUCGAGGACGUGCAGUUGGCGCCGUUAGUCCCCGAGGAGGAUUGGAGCGCGCCGAGGAAAGAGUCCGAGGAAGACUUGGGUGGCACAGGAAGACAAUCGCGCGGAAAACAAGUAGCGACAGCAGUAGGGGCGUCGAAGAUAGCGAAUAGCAAGAAGAGUAGUAAAGCGAAUGCAAUGCAAGCAAGGAAAGAGGCGAGUAAGAAAGCGACGACGACGGCAGGGGCGAAGACAACGAGCGCUGCCGCCGCAGCUGUCGCGGACGUAGUCGACAACAAGGACGUGCAACCAAGGCGAAUAUUGCGGGGGAAAUCUCCAGCAAUUCAUCGUUUACGUAAGGUUGUCGGCGAUAACAUCACGCUGUAUAAUGCCGUCGUCCGAGAGAUCCGGACGAGGUAUGCCAAUACCGGGGAUCCUUCCACGUGCGCGUUACGCUCGCAAUUUCUCAUGGCAUUUCACGACGACGAGGUGCAAGAAUUGUGUGAAAUUGAUCCCUCACACAGACUCGCGUGGCUCAUGGAUGCCUGCGUUCGCGACAGGUACUUAGAUAAUAGAAGAUUAUUAGAAAUGGGGAACAUUCUAGACUCUGCGGAGUUAGCCUCGAGGAACGACGUGAAGAAUAAAGGCAAGGGGCAACCGCCAAAGAAGAAAUUAAAAGUAAAGUUCACGUUUGGUGCUGCCGCGAAACCAACCGUUUCGGAAUCAGACGGAGGCGCAUCGGCGGUUUCUCGCGUUCAAAAGAUUGAGGAUGUGGUGGAACCAGCGGAAACGAUUUUAGGGGACAUGGGAAUGAUUUUACGAGAUCCUCCGGUGUUUCACUUGCUUUUACACGAGACCAUGCGCACGUUACAAUUCGUGGUGAAAGACGAACGACAACCUAAAACCGAUACGAGAUUGAAAAAGUUGGCAAAAUUUGUUUGUUUAGCGCUUAAUUCAAGAGAAUUGUUGCAAAAAGGUGAUAUGGCUGUGGUAUCCGCGGUACCUCCUGAGAUUUUAGGAACAUUUUUCCCGAUGCUCGCCGAUUUAAUGAUUGAAAAAAUGCUCUCGGAAGAUUCCGACGACGAAGAUGAGUCAGACGAUGAAGAGGCGAAGGAGGUCGACGAUGCGGAUGAUAAUGGCUCCGACGAAGCUUCCGACGAAGCUUCCGACGAUGAGGACGACGACGAGGAUUUGGAAGAAAAGAUUGAAAAACUGGCGGAGAUGAUUACAGAGUCACCGGCAAUUCGCAAGUUUGCGCUCAUGUACGGAAUAAUUUGCUUGAAAGCUCCGGAUAAAAUCUCCUGCAAAGCGGCGAGAUUAAUGUUUGAAUCCGUCGCAAAAGCAUCCAAAGACAUCGACGUGGUUGAUGACAAAGACACCUAUCUCAUGCUCGCUACGCGAGUGCGCGGUAUGUGUAGUGUGAACCUCCCUCAAUACAAAACAAAAGGCAAGAGGAAGAAGAAGAAGAAGGAAACGAAUGGUUCGCAAAACCCUAUGAUUCCUUUCAGCUCUUCAAAUCAGGUGUGGCGAGCUUGCGUCGGCAUUGCUUUGACGAAAGCUUCCAUUGGUUCGUACGAUAUCCACGAAAAAAUAUUGGACAUUCUAGCGGAAGCGUCGAAAAAAUCGAGACGAAAUAAAAUGUCAGCGGAAGAAUUAGGCAAAGCUGUCGAUAAGGUACUCAUCGCGACGAAAAAAACGCGCAGGGUGCAGCGAAAGAAGAGAGAAGCGAGCAAAAAUUACACGUGGGAAUGCGAGCCGUUACCACCGGGAGCGACGGAGGAGAAGCCAGCAGAGAGCAAAGAAACCAUCGCGUUGGCGCUUCGCAAACCUGGCGCUGGUUCUCAAUCGCCAUUCACCAUGGACGAUCUUCGAACGAAAUAUUCUGAAUUCAUGACGAAUUUUGGCAUAACCGAAAAAGAAGCGCCAGCUUUGUUCGCUUAUUUGUCCAAAAAAGAAAAGAUGAAGCGCAGUCGAAGUGGUUUAGGCAUGACAAAGACGGGAGACGACGACGAUAAGAAGAACGACAAUCCCGACUCCGAGGACGAAGAAGAGGACGAAGAAGAGAAGAACAGAGAAGAAGAUGGCGAUACCAUGGAUGAAGUUACCGGAGACGACUUCGAUAACGAAACUGGAGGAGUUGAAGUCAAAGACGAUGGCGCUGGUUUAAAAUCUCCCGUGAUGGACUAUUGA